GGGGGUUGUAGCGGGGUGGGAUCCGCGCUCCAGGGUGGGUGGGGGUCCGCUACCCACUGCGGCGGGCACGGCCCAGCGGGGCAGCAUCGUCCCCCCCUCAGGGGUAAGCGGUGCGCCGGUGCUUCCCUUCACAGCCGCAGGUGGGGGCCCGGUGCGGCCGCCCGCAGCAGGAAGGGUGCAUUUAUAUUAUCCCUAUGAUUCCUAUAUUUAUAUUAUUCCAUAAUUGCUGCCGUUAACGCGGCGAGCGGCGGCCCCGGCCCGCUGUGGCUCGGCCGGGCCCCGCAGCGCCGGGGCCGGGCCGUGACGGGGCCGGGCAGCGCCGGGGCCACGGCGGGGCCCGGUGCGCCCGCCCGGAGCCCGGUGCGCCCGCCCGGAGCCCGGUGCGCCCGCCCGGAGCCCGGUGUGCCGUGUUUGAGGAACGCAGCGCGUGUUUUCCCCGGAGUUAUUUGGGGGAAUGAGGCUCCGGCCCUCGCUGGCCCGUCAGAUCUCAGUGCUGGGGCUCUCACCUGGAGCCGCAGCCCUGCCGCAGGUGCAGCCCGGGCCCAUCCCCUGAGCGCGUUCUCCCGGCAGCGCGGUUCUCACACACGUCACACCUGGGUUCAAAACCUUACUGCAAAUGUCCCUCACGCAGCUUUGCUGAAAGGUUAAAAUAUCUCUGUAGCACUGCCUGAGACUGAUGAUACCUUUUUUCUCUCUCUUUUUCUUUUUUUUUUUUUUUUCCUUAAAACAAAAAAGCCUAAAGCAGUGGAAAUACUUGAAAGCUUCCUACUAAUAUCAGGCCGUUUCAAUGUGGUCCUUAUUGCCUGACAUAAAGAGAAUUACCUUUAUCACUGGCUGUCUUAAAGCUACUGUAGUUCUGAUCUAUCAGUGUGAUUUUCUUUAUUUAUUUAUUUGCUUUUGGGUUUGUGUUUCAUUCUGUUUGACCAGUGAUCCUUGGCUAGUCAAGCUUUUAUUUUUUAUUUUCAUUUACUGCUGUCUCCAGUCAGUGUCCCGUUUUAGUUUGGUUGUGUGAAGGUGGUGCUGGUGUUUGGUUUGUAAUCCUGUAGGGCAGCGUGCAGGGAGGGUCAUAAAUCUGCAGCAGGGUUUGGUGGCUUUUUGUUUUUCCUUUUUCUUUUUGUGUGUGUGUGUCUCUUGUUUUACUUCCAGAGCAAUAACUUAACUUUUGUCCUUGCUCUGUUGAGCAAAAGUGAAAGUUAGAUGCUGGGUGCAAACUUCUGCAAUCAGCUACCCUUUUUAACCUUUCAUAGCUGUAGAUUCCUCAUGCGGAGGAGGCUUGGAGAAAAACCAGUCACCUUAAAGAGUGAAUUGGCAUCGAAGCUUUCUCUUCUCUGAGUAAAACAACUUAAUUAUAACAGAAAACAUUUGCUCCUGCAGUCAUCUCCACAGAAAGGCAGUUAAUUAAAGCUGUUCCUGCCGUGCUCUCCGGGCUGGAUGGGGAGCAUGACACCCUCCUGUCACUGCUGCAGAUGCUCACGGAAGGCGCUGAGGGAGCGGAGCGGGAGCGCUCUCCACACUCCUGUCCCGGCACCGUACCAGCCUAGGUUUGAAUUGCUGCCACCCUGAACCUGCCGGGCUGCGUUUGAAACCUUAACAGAAAGAUGUAAUUUCCCUUUGGCCUGGUGUGUGGCAAGAGGUGCAGGUUUAUGGAGGAGCUUCUGGAAUGUUCUAGUGCUGAACCCCCGUUAACGGCGGGGUCUGGGCCACGCCAGCCCCUAGGGGGGAAAACACAGCCCGGUUCUGUGCCUAAGUUUUAGUUGUGUGGGUUUUUCCCCCUUCCCCAGAACCUUUGCUCUUGAAGAUGGUGAGUAGCCAGCCUAAGUACGAUCUAAUUCGGGAGGUUGGUCGUGGCAGUUAUGGUGUGGUGUACGAAGCGGUCGUCAGGAGGACCUGUGCCCGCGUGGCCGUGAAAAAGAUCCGGUGCCACGCUCCCGAGAACGUGGAACUGGCUCUGCGCGAGUUCUGGGCCCUUAGCAGUAUCAAGAGCCAGCACCCCAACGUCAUUCACCUGGAGGAGUGCAUCUUGCAGAAAGAUGGCAUGGUGCAGAAGAUGGCCCAUGGCUCCAGCUCCUCCCUGUACUUGCAGCUUGUAGAAACCUCAUUAAAAGGAGAAAUAGCCUUUGACCCCAAAAGUGCUUACUACCUGUGGUUUGUGAUGGACUUCUGUGACGGGGGGGACAUGAACGAGUACCUGCUGUCCCGCAAGCCCAACCGCAGGACCAACACCAGCUUCAUGCUGCAGCUGAGCAGCGCCCUGGCCUUCCUGCACAAGAACCAGAUCAUCCACCGCGACCUCAAGCCCGACAACAUCCUCAUCUCGCGGGGCAGGGCGGGCGCCAGCGACCCCGAGCCCACGCUGAAGGUGGCCGACUUCGGGCUGAGCAAGGUGUGCUCGGCGUCGGGGCAGAACCCCGAGGAGCCGGCCAGCGUCAACAAAUGCUUCCUGUCCACCGCCUGCGGCACCGACUUCUACAUGGCCCCCGAGGUGUGGGAGGGACACUACACGGCCAAGGCCGACAUCUUCGCCCUGGGCAUCAUCAUCUGGGCCAUGCUGGAGAGGAUCACCUUCGUGGACACCGAGACCAAGAAGGAGCUGCUGGGCAGCUACGUCAGGCAGGGCACGGCCAUCGUGCCCGUGGGCGAGGCGCUGCUGGAGAACCCCAAGAUGGAGCUGCUCAUCCCCGUCAAGAAGAAGUCCAUGAACGCUCGCAUGAAGCAGCUGAUCAAGGAGAUGCUGGCGGCCAACCCGCAGGACCGGCCUGACGCCUUCGAGCUGGAGCUGAGGCUGGUCAACAUCGCCUUCAAGGACAGCAGCUGGGACACGUGAGGGGCUCAGCUGCCCGGCAGGCACAGCCCGGGCUCACCUGCAGGGGGGGUUUGCACCAGUUUCCCCACAGGGAUGCUGAGUUGGCCGCGGUGUGAGAGCCCAGAGUGAGACGUGAGGCUGCUCCUUGGUGUGCACUGGCAGGGGGAUGUUGCAAGAGCCAACACUACUUGAUUUCCAGCACUCUGUCGUGGAGUGUCUCACACAUUCCAGUUUCCUAUGUCAGUAUUAGGAACUCUCAUGGAAAAAAAAAAAAGAUUUGCAUGCUGGCAGUGCAAAUCUUGAGGCUUUGUAAUGUAAUCUGUGUAUAUAUUUAUGUAUAUGAGUGACUGGGAGCGUGUGGCACUUAAGUUAUUUGCUGUGGGUCUGGAUGAUUGGGGUCUAUAGAAAUCUGGGUGAAGAAGGGGGGUGAGAAAAACCCCUCCUUCCCCAGGCCUGAAUGGCUUUAUUAUUUAUUUUUGUUAUCUAAUUUCAAAGACUUGACUUUGUAAACAAAAAAAGCAAUGCAAGGGGAUCAGCUGCUUUCCAAGUGCUAAUGUGGCUGAUCUUAGCACUUAGAGCUUAACGAGCUCAUCACUGAGGGAGUCAAAUUAAAAAUGUACAGUCAGGUGCUGGCAGGGGGGCUGGGUCAUUGAUCAUUUGAUUUUGCUUUUAUUAAUUGAUUAAUCUGCCUUUUUUCAACAUGCUCUCUGCCCUGGUGUCCAUAAUCCUAUAGCACCUUGAGGAUUUAUCUCAGACAAUUCUGUGCCCUCAGUUUAUGGCAAUGUGGAUGAGGGAAUCCAGCAGCAUAAUCUUAAAAUCCUUCAAAAUGUGGUGGCAGCACAGUUUUCCCACUGACUGAAUCCCACUAAUAAUCCCAACAGCCAUGGCCUUUCCUCUCUGGCACUGCCCCAAAUCCAGAGGGGACAGGGGUGGCUCUGUCCCCUGCCCUCACCUGCUGUGAGAGCUGGGACAAAGCUCAGUCACAGCCAUGUGAAACGGGGCAGCCCAGGUUCAUUUUUCUUUUUUUUUCCCUCCUUUUAAAGAAGUGAUCUUUAUUUAAAAGCACAGAUGGGAGGAUGGGGGUUUGCAGCAGUUGGAAGCUGCUUAUCCCCAGCUCUGGCUGCACGAGCAGAUUGAGGCUGGGAGGUUUCACUGGGGCCACCUGACACUGCAGGGCUGACAGCAGCUCUUUGUGCCAGCACCACACUUUGUUCUUUUGGGUGCAGCACUGACCUUUCCCAUCCAGUCUGACCUUCUGGAAAAAAGCAGAGUCUCAAAAUUGCCUUUAAAGCUGCAGGAAGGGCCAGUUUUCUUUACAAAAUCCAAUUUAAUUUUUUCCCCCACCCAAAUCUUACCUGAAAAUGGCUGUAAGUAUUUCCUUGUAUAAUUUGCUUUUUGAAUACUGUUUCCUCUUAGUGCUGGGAUGGCAGUUCUGGGCACUCAGUGUUUAUUCUUGGAGUGCAAAUAAACAAAAUAUGAUUUCUUGUUUUUCCAAAAGCAAAGGAUUCAGAUUCUGCCGAACUUCUGAGGCUUUGCAGGCCACAGGUUGUUCUUACCUGGUGCUGUGUGAGCUGGUGGCUGUCACCCAGCUGGCCUUAGUUCUUAAUUCUUGUUAUUUUUUCAGUUCUUACCUUUAGGGAGUGAUCCUCAGACGAACACACUUCGCUUGUGCCAACUCUGCCUCCCAGUUCUCACAUCCCAGCAGGGUCAUAGGAUGAGAAAAACUCGAAGGGAUUUAUAAUUCAUGUUAAACUUGAGAGCUUUUUAACACUGAGGGGGUGAGCAGGAAGAAGUGACAGCCACAGCCACCCCUCCGAGGUGCCCUGAGCCACCCGGGCCCCUCUGCAGGGCACAAAUGAGGGGCUGGCACAGGGAGCUUUGGGCUGUUUGACUCCCCGAGGGUUUCUUUGCACUGAUUGCCACUUUACAGGUCGGGGGUACCUGAAAUCCCUCUCAUGGUGCUUCUCCUCGCUGUUGGGUGACACUGGUACUCCUCGAGCUCUGUGUUCUCAUUGAUUUUCUGUUGUCUGAGGUCUUUGUUUUGAGGAAAUAAAUCAAGUUGUAGCAGCUGCGGGGUCGUUCACCAGCGUGACACCAAGUCAAGACACUUUCCAGCACUUGGGAAAGAUUUUUUUUUUCCGUGUUUUUCUUUACAAACUGUAAAAUAUAUUUUAUGGAGAAUUUAUAAUGAGGAAAAUUAUUGUGUAAUUUAUUAAGUUCAUGACUGUUUUUGAAAUAAAAUCUUGAUUUUCAGUGAA
Messenger RNA from Prinia subflava (tawny-flanked prinia), 5061 nucleotides. RefSeq names its product PDLIM1 interacting kinase 1 like (gene PDIK1L). The record is from RefSeq and is a predicted model, not a curated record. Gene Ontology annotation, cellular component: cytoplasm; nucleus. Gene Ontology annotation, molecular function: protein kinase activity; ATP binding. The transcript is spliced from 2 exons. Bases 1799 to 2824 code for a protein of 341 amino acids. Lineage: Eukaryota; Metazoa; Chordata; Aves; Passeriformes; Cisticolidae. Gene Ontology annotation, biological process: protein phosphorylation.